Marasmius oreades (fairy-ring Marasmius) is the source of this 743-nucleotide messenger RNA. RefSeq lists its product as uncharacterized. Gene Ontology annotation, cellular component: delta DNA polymerase complex. Bases 57 to 587 code for a protein of 176 amino acids. Gene Ontology annotation, biological process: DNA synthesis involved in DNA repair; DNA-templated DNA replication. The transcript has 6 exons. Gene Ontology annotation, molecular function: DNA-directed DNA polymerase activity. Lineage: Eukaryota; Fungi; Basidiomycota; Agaricomycetes; Agaricales; Marasmiaceae. The record is from RefSeq and is a predicted model, not a curated record.
GACAGCUUGACCUCUAUCAUUACCAUUACUCUCCUCUAUUUUGCUCCCUAUUUUCUAUGCCUGUUACACGCUCCAAGAGUUCUUCUGCCACGAAACAAGGCACAUUGAAUUUUUCAUCUCUAAAACGUACCAAUUCGACCUCAAAUGUGUCAAAAUCCAACCGCAAGAAAGCGGCUCCUAUUGAUGUCGAAGCGUCACCGUCUGAUGCGGAAAGUCGAGAAGAGGCGCGGAAGCCACAGGUCCAUACAGGCAAGAAAGUCGAGCUAUAUGUGGGAUUACCUCCAACACGACCGGAACUCAAAGUCAAUGAUCCCCGUUGGAAACCGCUUUUGGCGGAUGCACGAGAGAAAAACAAUCAUCUCCCUCUUGUUCACGCUGAAAAUCAAAAUAACAUUCACCACAUUCUCCGUGUGUUUGACAUGAAUUAUGAAUACGGGCCUUGCGUUGGUUUGACGAGACUGGAGAGGUGGGAACGAGCAGAGGCUCUGGGACUUAAGCCUCCUGUUCAAAUUCGCGAUAUUCUAUUGACGCGUCAAGGCAUCGAGGACACAGACCUUGCUCAAAAUUGCCUGUAUGGCCAGCUGUAAUGGUCAAUGACUAUACCGUUUUUCAUCACCCUUAAUCCCUUGCACUGUAGAGUCCAGAAUCUGCUUGCUUUCCCAACUUACGUAGUUUUGUAUAUAAUUCCUAGUGUACUUUUUAACCACAGUUCUGAAAGACCUGCCCUUUUUCGGGAGGUCAGC